Vicugna pacos (alpaca) is the source of this 2843-nucleotide messenger RNA. RefSeq names its product myelin protein zero like 2 (gene MPZL2). The record is from RefSeq and is a predicted model, not a curated record. Gene Ontology annotation, cellular component: plasma membrane. NCBI's taxonomy places the organism in Eukaryota, Metazoa, Chordata, Mammalia, Artiodactyla, Camelidae. Gene Ontology annotation, biological process: cell-cell adhesion.
AGCAGGAGGGAAGCAGGGAAGGCGGGGAGGAGGGCGUUGGGCGCUGAGGCCCCACCUUUCAUUCCAGCGAACUGCGCCAGCAGAGCAGCAAUGAGUCACAGGCGCGGGUGCUCGGAUUCCCAUAGGUGAGGGACUAACUCCUCUCUCCGGAAAGAGCAGGGCUUUCCUCGUGGAGUGGCCUCGGCAGGGUGCUGGAGCGCUCGGUCUGCCCGGCCUGGUCUCCAGGGCCGGGACUGGGUUUCCCUCAUGUAUGGCAAGAGCCCUGCGCGUGCUGCGCUUUUUCUCCUGGGCAUACAGCUCACAGUUUUUUGGCCAAUAGCAGCUGUGGAAAUUUACACCCCCCGUGUGCUGGAGGCUGUCAAUGGAACAGAUGUUCGGUUAAAAUGCACUUUCUCCAGCUUUGCUCCCGUGGGCGACGCUCUAACAGUGACCUGGAAUUUCCGUCCUCAAGAUGGGGGGCCUGAGCAGUUUGUUUUCUACUAUCACUUGGAUCCCUUCAAACCCAUGAGUGGGCGUUUCAAGGACCGGGUGGUCUGGGAUGGGAACCCUGAGAGGUAUGAUGCCUCCAUCCUCCUCUGGAAGCUGCAGUUUGAUGACAAUGGGACGUACACCUGCCAGGUGAAGAACCCACCUGAUGUUGAUGGUCUGAUAGGGGAGAUCCGGCUCAGCGUUGUGCACACUGUACGCUUCUCUGAGAUCCACUUCCUGGCUCUGGCCAUUGGCUCCGCCUGUACACUGAUGGUCAUAAUAGUAAUUGCGGUGGUCCUCUUCCAGCAUUUCCGAAAAAAGCGAUGGGCUGAAAGAGCUCAUAAAGUGGUGGAGAUAAAAUCAAAAGAAGAGGAAAGUCUCAACCAAGAAAAAAAGGCCUCUGUUUAUUUAGAAGACACAGACUAACAUUCUUAGAUGAAAGCUGAAGAUUUCCAAGAACAAGAACCCUAAGAUAAGUGAAGCUAAUGGAAGCUUUACUUUGGCUUUUCCAUUGUGACCCGUCUUCCAGCCAGCUCAGCAGUAUAUAACUACCUAGACAAGCAACACUCCUCUGGAGCCAGCAUUGGGCCCUUCUUGAGCAGAUACCACCAGAUCCAUAUAUAGCCCUGUUACUAAGGUUCUGUUUAAUUUCAGAGUGCAAAUAUUUUUCAAAUGCUCAUUAGUUUUUGUAUACUAAGCAGCUACAUUUUUGCCCUUAAAUACUCCUUGUGGAUUAUGGCUUAUAUACACAUAUAUUGGCAUCAAAUGGGAUAAAAGCCAAUUUGUCAGAACAUUUCCUUUAAUAUAUUAAUUUCUUAGGGCAGCAUUCUUGUUACUAAAAUUAAUGUGUUUCCUUCUCACACUCUCAAUUAAAAGGUGAGCUAAUUCUCCCAGCUGUUUUUGAUUGAUUAACAGAACAUCCUAAAUUCAAACUGUUAAAGAACAGUUUGAUUUUUAUGGCUCUCCUUAAGUAUGGGACACAUCUUGUUUAAUUGAAUUUUUUUCAAUAUCCUAGAUGGUAGGUUUUUGGUUUUUUUUUUUUUGUCUUUGUUUUUUGUUUUUGGUCAAGUGAUCCAAGGUUUACAACAGCACAAGUCUACACCAGAAUAAUAGGGAAGGGUACAUAAAUGCUAAUAGACUGACAAAUAUCGUCUCAAGAUGAAUUGCUUGUUACCUUUUUUCUGUACUGUGAAAGGCAAUCAAUAGCACAGAUCUUUCACGAGCAGUGAAUGACUGUUUAGCUUAUUAUGUUUUUUCCCUCAAUUCAGUUAUCUAUAACAACAGAGCAAAGUCAGUGCUCAUUUGUAGACUGGAAUAAUUAAGCAGUUAAAAUGAAGGAUUCUGAAAUAGUAAUAUAUUACAAUUAAAAAAUUUAGGGCUGGUGAAAAAAAAUCAACCCUAAAUGAUGAUAAUUUUGUAUAGUGUUAUACAAAGCUCUGAGAAUUGCAAGAUAUUAUUUAAAUUUUCCUUCUCUUCCCUUCCCUUCCCUUGCCCUUCUCUUCCUUUUCCCUUCUCUUUCCUUUUUUCUCUUUUUUUUUUUUUUGUCUUAAUUCACUUGCUUGUUUCAGGGGAGGAAGGAUUUGGUAUGGCGACAAAGAAAUACCAAAACUAACAGAAUGAAACCAACUUUAUUCUUUUUGUCCCUUACACAGGUAGAUAAAAGAAAUUUUAUAAGUGGAUUACAGAAAGAAGAGUGCUUUUAAAAAAGUGUCUAGUUUCCCAGUGUCUUUCCAGAUUAAUGCUACAGGAGCAUUUAUUCAAAGAACUGAAAACAUCUAAAAGUUUAGGCACUCCCUCCCCCCAAAUCUUUACAGCUUGAUAUUUUCAGUUUUCACCAACUGGGCUGAAGAUGUUAUUUCUUUUAACAAACUGGAAUUUCUAAAUUGGUUUUCUGUAUUUAAAACUGCUGAACUUUGAUAUUUUUCCCAAUACUUAAAAAAAACUGGUAUAACUUACAUAUGAACCCUGAUUCUGAAAUAUAUUUUAUACUUAUCUCAUUUUGCCUUUUAUACUAUUUAAAAAGUAAAGUUUCAAUACACAGUUUUGAAACUAAAAAUUAGAUUCAAGUCUAUAUUACCUUUCAUUCACAUUUUCUAUUUUUCCUCUGUAAUUCAGCCUUUGAAAAGAUUGUAACUGGAUAUUUCUUCAAACAGCCUGGAUGAUGUUCCAUAAUUGUAAAGAAGUAGUUAAAAACUCAAGGAAAGUCUUUCCAGCAAAACCUGUAGCUUGUGUCUUGGCUAAAUACUCUAGGGUUAAUAUAGCCCUGCUGUUCAGUGUCUUCUUAAAGAGAACUUUUGUAUUGUAAUUUAUUUUUUAUUGUGUCUUAAACACUUAUGUAAAUAACCUUCAGUAAUAAAGAAUUACCAAUUAUAUAA